AUGCGCAGACCGAGGCCGGGAGGGGGUGCGGGCGGCUGCGCGGCUGCGCGGGCGCGUGGUGGCGGCGGUGGCGGCGGUGGCGGCGGCCGUGGCCGUGGUAACUCAGUCCCGGCCCGCGCCCGCGGCGCCCCCGCUGCGGCCGGAGCGGCCUGGCUGCGGGAUCUGAGCGCAGCCAUGGCGCGGCCACCGCAGCAGCGCCUGGGGGUCUGGGCGCCGCUGCUCUUGCUGCUGCUGGAGGGGCCCGCCGCCUGCGCUGCCAGCCCCGCGGACGACGGCGCGGGCCCGGGGGGCCGGGGACCCCGGGGCCGAGCGCAGGGGAACGCGGGCGCCGACGACUCAGUGCCGCGCCACGACUCCUCCUACGGCACCUUCGCGGGGGAGUUCUACGACCUGCGCUACCUGUCGGAGGAGGGUUACCCUUUCCCUACUGCUCCUCCCGUGGAUCCGUUUGCCAAAAUCAAAGUGGACGACUGUGGAAAAACUAAGGGAUGCUUUAGAUAUGGCAAGCCAGGCUGUAAUGCGGAGACCUGUGACUACUUCCUUAGCUACCGGAUGAUAGGGGCUGACGUGGAAUUUGAGCUGAGCGCAGACACAGAUGGCUGGGUAGCAGUUGGAUUCUCUUCAGACAAGAAAAUGGGUGGUGACGAUGUCAUGGCCUGUGUCCAUGAUGACAAUGGCAGGGUCCGCAUACAGCACUUCUACAAUGUAGGCCAGUGGGCAAAGGAGAUUCAGAGAAAUCCUGCCAGAGAUGAAGAAGGAGUUUUUGAGAAUAAUCGUGUCACCUGCAGAUUUAAACGCCCUGUGAAUGUUCCCCGAGAUGAAACAAUUGUUGAUCUGCAUUUGAGUUGGUAUUAUCUGUUUGCAUGGGGUCCAGCCAUUCAGGGCUCUAUCACCCGACAUGAUAUAGACUCACCGCCAGCUUCAGAGCGUGUUGUCAGUAUUUACAAGUAUGAAGAUAUUUUUAUGCCAUCAGCUGCCUAUCAAACCUUCUCUUCUCCGUUUUGUUUGCUUCUGAUUGUUGCUCUGACCUUCUACUUGUUGAUGGGAACCCCUUAA
Molecule: messenger RNA, 1056 nt
Organism: Otolemur garnettii (small-eared galago)
Lineage: Eukaryota; Metazoa; Chordata; Mammalia; Primates; Galagidae
Gene: FRRS1L
Product: ferric chelate reductase 1 like
Biological process (GO): regulation of glutamate receptor signaling pathway
Source: RefSeq, a predicted model, not a curated record